Molecule: messenger RNA, 1410 nt
Organism: Protomyces lactucae-debilis
Lineage: Eukaryota; Fungi; Ascomycota; Taphrinomycetes; Taphrinales; Protomycetaceae
Exons: 2
Coding region: 20-1336 (438 amino acids)
Source: RefSeq, a predicted model, not a curated record
GGACCAGCACUUGUACAGCAUGUUCAUCAACGAGGCAUUCUCCAUCCGCAAGUCAGAGUCCUCCACCUCCGUCCGCUCACAGAUGUGGGACUCCUCAGAUCCACAGCGCAAUCCAGCGCCUCUACCACUGCCAGACAGAGAUCAACCAGUCUCCGCUGUGUCAACACAGCAAAAGAUCUCGGUGGCUCACAAGCGCCUGCAGUCCUCGGGCAGCAGCAAGACACUCAAUCAGGACGAGGCAGACAGCAAAGAACGCGAGCGCGUUUCAAGUAGAUCUCUCUACGAGCUCCUGCAACUAGUGCACGCGAAUCUAGAGACCCUUAUGAAACGCUCGCAAAACAACGCGCGCGAUCUAGGCAAGCUGCGUGGCGAUGUGCGCAAUCCACAGGUGGUAGAAGACAUCAAGCGACUCAUGCAAGAAGCGUCUGCUGCAGUACAGGACCCAGCACAACAAUCGCGGCUCGAUGUAGACCUCUCCCACAAGCUGGAUGAGCUUCUUCGCUCGGAAAAAGUGGAGCGACCGCCACCGUCACAGGACGCAAAGUGGACAAACGACCUCCAGCAAGUAUUGACAGUCCUGCAAGAGCUGCAGUCGAGUCUGCAGCAACUUCAUUCAAGACCCCAGGAAGCAUCAGCUGCGCCGGAGUUGCACAUCCUUGACAAACACAUGGAGUCGCUGCACGCAUGGACCAGUACAGCAGCCACGCAGUCGUCUUUGGAGGCGCUGACCGAUGCGCAACGCCUGCACAUGGCAGAAAUUCAAGCCUUGCUUCAAAGUCUUGCCAGCCAGCAAACAACUGCGCAUCUUGGUCUGCACACAUCCAUCGAUUCGCUCUCAGCAAGCCGUGAAGUCGACUUGUCUGCCCUUCAGAAUCACGUCAACAGUCUCGAUGCAUCCAUCCAAAACAAAUCCGCAGAACUGGCAAAUCUCGAUGCGCUACUCGCAAAGAAGCAACUAGUCUUGAAGGAUCUCGAGCGUCGCGCUGCACUCAUGCAAAGCAGCCUUCAAGGCAUGCGCCAGGAUGUCUAUGCCCUCAAGGAAGAAGCAGCUGCAAGCCUGAAGAAGAAGACUCGACGCCCGCCCUCUGUUGCCGCACCUUUGCAGCAAGUCACGAAUCGUCGGAUUGUGUCGUUGACCAAUAUGGCGCAGCCUUCGCCUUUUGCUAGACCGUUGGAUAAGUUGCAGUCGCCGGCGCGCAAAUCGAGCUGGUCAAAACGCGUGGGGAGUCUGUUCACAGCCAACAAGGAGAAUACUGCCUCGGGUCUGGCUGGCCAUGUCGAGGAGGCGCCGGCCACGGACUCUCGGUCUGUCCGCAGUGUAAGUUAUCGUGGUUAGCGGCGCGUUCGAGUGAGUCUUGUCACACCCUUUGUAUUGAACCCUUGCACAAACAAAUUAAGCGUCGUCGGCAA